Messenger RNA from Diachasmimorpha longicaudata, 2679 nucleotides. RefSeq lists its product as uncharacterized. Lineage: Eukaryota; Metazoa; Arthropoda; Insecta; Hymenoptera; Braconidae. Gene Ontology annotation, biological process: DNA recombination; DNA integration. The transcript is spliced from 3 exons. Bases 1 to 2679 code for a protein of 892 amino acids. The record is from RefSeq and is a predicted model, not a curated record. Gene Ontology annotation, molecular function: DNA binding.
AUGUCGAAGGAGAUCCGAUCAAUGAUCGAUCAGAGAAUCUUGGAAAAAGCAAGUUGGAACUCAGGGUUCAUAUCCCCGAUGUUCCUUAUUCCAAAAGCCGAUGGAAAAUUUCGUCAAAUUUUCAACCUCCGUUGUUUGAACGAGUACUUGGAUCCACCAAAAUUUCGACUGGUAAGUCACCGCAUGGUUCCUCCAUUUUUGCAAACAGGCGACUACCUAGUAAAGAUAGACUUGUCACAAGCUUACCUACACGUUCCUAUAAAGCAAUCUCACCGAAGAUUCCUCUGUCUAUCGUUCAAAGACCAACUAUACAACAUAACGUGCCUCCCCUUCGGCCUCUCCACAGCUCCUGUGGCCUUCUCAAGGAUAAGCAAUUGGUUGGCGAAUACUCUUCGACAGAGGGGGAUGAGAGUUUUGGUCUACCUGGACGAUUUUCUGUUAGCAAGCCAAAGUGCCCAGGAACUCAAGCUGCAGGUGUUGGAGAUAUUGGAUUUCCUCCGCUCUCUAGGUUGGAUAGUCAAUGCAAAAAAAUCCACAGUCACUCCCAAUCACAGAAUCGAAUUCUUGGGCAUCAUCUGGGACACCAGGCUCAACGAAAUGGUGCUUCCUACCGACAAGAAAGCAAAGAUCUUAACGCUCCUGGGGAAAAUGCUAAAGUCGGGAACCUGGAGUUGGAGGUCAGCGGCAUCUCUGCUAGGGAUGCUGAAUUUCGCGUCCACGGUCAACCCCCUGGGACGUCUUUUCUGUCGCCAAUUACAGCGAGGCAUGCACCGUCUCUCGAAAAGCUCUCCAAAGACACGUUUUCCCCUACUCAGCCUGAGUCGAGCCGAUUGCCCGUGGUGGAAAAGCAAUAUCCAUCGAACGAGCUCCAUCUUCCAGCCGGAACCCGAGAUUUUUCUAUCACCAGAUGCCUCACAGACAGGUUGGGGCUUCGAUUUGGAUAAGACGCACUGGGCAGGCUUAUGGACACCGGAGGAGAUGACCUGGCACAUCAAUCGGAAGGAGCUGUUCACAGUAUUGAAAGCAAUACAAAUGUUCGAGGAUUCACUCCGGGACAGAUCCAUCAUGCUGCAGUCGGACAACAAGACUGUUGUGGCCUACAUAAGGAAUCAGGGAGGAACACGUUCGCUGGUCCUGUUGAACCUGGUCAAGGAGCUCCUAUUAUUUCUGGAUCAACACAACAUCCGGCUGGUACCCUUCUUCCUACCGGGCAGAUACAAUACAAUAGCAGACCGCCUCUCGAGGAGUCUGACACUCCCAGACUGGCACCUGAGCGACGAAAUUCUCGAGGGAAUCUUUCAGAAGUGGGGCAAACCAGAGGUGGACCUCUUCGCAUCAGCUCAAUCCAAGAUAGUCCCGAGGUACGUCUCAAUAGAUGCGAUGGAUCGGGAGGCUCUCUUCACGAAUGCCUUCUCCAGACCAUGGAACGUGAGCUUGGCCUGGGUAUUUCCACCACCACCUCUAAUACCCAAGGUUCUACACCAUCUGAACACAGCAACAGGUAUCUUUCUACUCGUAGUUCCGAGGUGGGAAGCGACUUUCUGGAGAGGGGACCUGAAGAGCAGAGCUCUGGAUGCUCCCCUCAAACUAAUGAACCUGGAAAACCACCUGGUGGACUUAUCAACAGGUGUUCCACCGCAGGAAUUAAAAGAACUCUUUUUAGAGGUUUGGAAGAGUAAGGAUAUUCCGUCUCAUAAUCCAACGGCCCAGCACUUGGUUCAGUAUCUUAGUAACCUCUUUUACGAGAAGCAAUUGGCAUUUAGAUCAAUCCUCACUCAAAAAUCAGUUAUUUGUUCUCUCAGUGGGGUAGAGAAAAACACCAGCUUGAGUGCGAACCCAUUAAUUAAAUCCUUAUUAAAAGCAAUGGGUAUGCAAAGAGCCAGGCAAGAAAAACCUCAGAAGAAAAUAACAUGGGAUGUGGAUAUUCUGACGAGUUGGAUGUCGGCUCAUCCCCCCAGCGAGGACAGCAUGUUCCAAGUUUCUCGCUUCGUGGCGACCCAGCUACUGCUGGCGUCAGGAAGGAGAGUCCACAACCUUACUCUUCUUUCUAUUGACCCAAGUUUCUGCGAUAUACGGGAAAACACAAUUGUGUUUUCGCCAGAAUUUGGUUCAAAAACGGAUAGUGUGAGUUCUCGCCAGCCGGGUUGGCAAAUCUCCAGUUCUCAAGACCGAGAAUGGAACCCAGUGCAUUGGACAAAAGAGUUGAUUCGACUAUCGGCCGAAAGGCGAAAAGCUCGAAAGUCUCUAACAGCACUGUUCAUCACAACAAGGGGAGAGGUCAAGGCAGCCUCCAGAGCGGUAAUCGCGGGAUGGAUCAAGACAGCCUUCAAAGAGGCGGAAAUCCAAGCUAGCGCAGGGUCUGCUAGAGCAGCAGUGGCUUCGCGAAAUUUUCAGGAUAAUAUGGGUCUGGACGAACUUUUAGCAAGGGGCAAUUGGCGAGGGGAAGGAAAUUUCCUUCGACACUAUUGCAAAAGGAUUGAUAGAACUAAGAGACCUGACAGAAGUAUUUCUUUAGUUAAAAGUUUCAAACCAGUCUUGCCGAGGCUUGACCCGAGUGAGGGCUUGCCGUCAUUCGGAGUCUUUACUGAAGAGCCCCGCGACAAUCGCGAAGCUCCUCGCACGGCACGUAGGAGUCCCCUUUAUACCCUAAAGAUGGCAUUGACAGUGAGAUUUAGGUAA